Monopterus albus (swamp eel) is the source of this 4328-nucleotide messenger RNA. It is a transcript of the gene prrt1, whose product is annotated as proline-rich transmembrane protein 1. Gene Ontology annotation, cellular component: membrane. NCBI's taxonomy places the organism in Eukaryota, Metazoa, Chordata, Actinopteri, Synbranchiformes, Synbranchidae. The record is from RefSeq and is a predicted model, not a curated record. The coding region runs from base 441 to 1166 and encodes 241 amino acids. The transcript is spliced from 4 exons.
AAAAUUGGUGAAAGAAAAAACUGAGGCUGUGAAAUGCCAUCUAAUACAGAAGCAGAUUCUUUGUUGAGCAGUAGUGGGAUGUUUCAAUCCAGUGCCUGUGCGUUUUGCCAAUCCGGGCUGUCGCUUUAAGACAACAAUAGCUUUGUGUCUGAUUAAUUCAAUGUACAGUGACGCGUUAGUGGAGACGCAUCCACACACAGGAGAUAUACUGUGGUCUGUGCGUUGCAAGAGAAUAGGGUUUACUUAAAGAAGAAAAGAUCAACCUUAAGUUAAAUACACCCACGGUCGAACAAUAUUAUUAAGAUGAAGACAUCUUGAGGAUGGGUUGCACGCGUCUGGAAUAAGUCUGCAUCACCUCGCACCAAAGGAGGGACUUUUUACCACCAGUCGGAGUAAAAUACAUCCCAUCAAAGGAGGAGGAGGACAGAAGAUCGGAAGGCAUGUCGUCGGAAAAACACGGACUCGAUGAUUCUGGCCGUCAGACCAUGCAGCCUCCUCCGUACCUCCCUGGCCCACAAGACCCCAAUGUACCCCAACAUCCCAACAUGCCUCCUGCACCAGGCACCCAGCCCAACUACCCUCCUCCACCUCCUCCUCCGGGCUCAGAGGGAUACCUCCAAGAAACCCAGUUCCACUGCAGCCCAAUGGGACCUCCUGCGACCCCACAGGGCUACACCGUCCAGACCCAGGGCCCUGGAGGCACAAUGCCUCAUCCACCUGUAGGAUACCUCCACCCAGGCUACCCGCUUCAGCUGCAGCCUUGCACAGCUUAUGUACCUGUGUACCCCAUGGCAUCGGGUCAGCCUUACAUGCCAGCUGGGGGAGCCCACACAGCCAUCCCACCAGGCCAGAUUCCUCCAAUGCAAAUGUCACCCAACAUCACCCUAAUGGAUCGUCGACCGCCACAUGACUACCUGCCCAUCGCCGUGCUCACCACCGUCUGCUGCUUCUGGCCAACAGGCAUCAUUGCCAUCAUCAAAGCAGUGCAGGUGCGUACGGCAAUAGCCAGAGGGGACAUGGUGACAGCAGAAAUAGCCUCCCGUGAGGCACGCAACUUCUCCUUCAUCAGCUUGGCUGUUGGCAUUGCCUCCAUUGUGCUGUGCACCAUCCUCACCGUGGUAGUCAUCAUCGCCUCACAGCACCAUGACGACGACUGGGAGCCGUAACUUCACGCAGAUGGGAAAUCGUGGCACAUAUUUGCUAGCUAGCUACUCUCAAUCGUUUGCAGGAAAUAGGAUCACUGACACUCAAACUGCUACUGCUUUCUGAACCUCUGUGUAUAGCUACACACACACAGUUUUGAUCUAACUUGCUGCCUAUAGACACAUAUUGACAACCAAAAGCAGCCAAUCAUAGCUGAUUUUCAAAUGCCAAAUAUACACAGCUGUCAAAUGAGGCCAGGUAUUGCUGCUAGCACAGCGACCGCUUCAUAUUUAUCCUCAGAUAUGACCUGCAGGAGCCAAACAAAGUUCCUGGCAUUAACAAUUCAUUUGACACUGAUUAAUUUGUAUAGCCUUCGCUAGAGGAGAGAAUAGUAUUUAACAACAAAACUGACACUCACAGUAGCUGAAAUUAAAGACACCUCAUUCAAAGAAUUUUUAUUAGGACAGAAAAAUGCACAUUUCAGUCAUACAAGUACAAAUUUUCUUUAAAAACAAAAACAGUGCCAUGCUGAAACUGUUGAUUUAGUGAGUAGUAUUAUUGCCGAUACACAGACUGUCAGACUGAUAUAGGGUGAUCAGUGCACAUUUAACACACCAAAUGGAGCCUGGAUGAACAAAGUGAGUGUCUAACCAAACAGAGUAUUAUUUGAAAUGGGUUGUUUGUAUGUUACAUGAACAUUUUAGCUGGAUGAAAUGAUAAAAUAACUUGUGAACUAUAUGUUUCUUAACUUAUUUAAAAACUAUUAUUUAUUACUUUAUUCAAUAUCUACCCAUGCUUUGAAUUUGUCUGCUAUGAUUUACGGUAUUCGGUAAUUUACUGCAGCUGACACUUUGAAUUGGCUGAAAUUUGAUAUCUUACGAUGAUUAUAUUGCACUUUGUAACCAGAUGAGAUGAUGCAGAUGCUUACAUUCAUAGUUCUUAUAGUGCAUGAUAAAUAUAAAAUUGGGCUUGUAGUGCAAAAACGGCUUGUCUCGCAGGUGUGGGGACUCUUCCUAAAAUUGAUAUUAGUGUGUGGUGCAGUAUUUUUCAAAAUGUUGAACUGUCAAAACAAAAAAGGAGGAAAAUUAGAUAAGUAUUUCAAACUUUUGCAGUAUUGUUUUUUUUCAAGUAUUUUAGGAGUGUAUUGGCCUAUUUUGUGUUGCACAUCUCUUAGAUAUUUAAUCUCAGACACUGUAUAUGAAACUAUAGUACAGCGAUAGACUUAGGAGGCAGCAUUAUCCUGCAUGUCAUCCACAGUUUGUUUCCAUUUUGUCCUUAAUAUUGAGGCUAGAUGUGCAGCUGUGAGCUCCUGUGACGCUGUUUCCCUGUUGUUCUGCAGCCAGUUGGAUUUCCCCCAUAUGAGUACGGUGUCCAUAAUGUAGCGGAGCCCUUAGCAGCAGAUGUGCUGUUGUUUGUAUGAGCCAACACAGUUAUAACUACUAUGGGAGGUUGCCGGAGUUACAGGGCCUCUGAAAAUGAAUGUUUCCAAUAGGUAAAAGAGAUGGUAUUGCCUAUAUUGUAUUGUAGCACUUUCUGCUCAUAUAUGAAAUCUUUUCUCCGCUCCCCUUUGUUUCUCUUUUUCUUUCUCCUGCUCAUAUGGGUUGUUGGACUUAUUACUGCUUCUUCUUUCCCUCUGGUGGGCCUGGUGUUUUAAAAAGAAUUAUACAGAGAUAUUACAGAUUUUGAAGAAAAUGUUUGAGCACAAAUAUAGACCUUAUAAAUACAAUUUGUGCCAUAGUAUAUUUCAUUGAUGUACAAUAUUAAGUACAGUGGACCUGUAUUGAUCAAACUUCUAUAAAUUACAUGUAAGAAUGAGAAAAAUGCAAACAUAACAUGCCUUACUGGGGCCAUGUAGUUAAUCUGUUUCAUCUAUUCUAAUCUGUUUUACUCACUGUUGUAUUUUACUACAAAAAAAUAGCAAUUACCAUGUUAAGUAUGGACAAUCUGAUAUUGUUAUAUUGUGUUUACAGUAGUGAAUAGGAACAUUUGGAACAAAAGGAAAACCAAACUGCAAAGGGGAGGAAGGAACCGUAACUAGACUAUGGCUACCCUAUUAUUUUUAUCGCUUCUCCUAGCAAAUUCCCCAUGAUCAAUGAUAUUUCUUCAGACUUGGCUUUACACCUGUACUGUUGACCUCCAGAGCAAUCACAUUUUAAAGCAUUUUAAGUGAAAAUAAGUUUCAUAAAUGGAUUUUAUUAUUAGAGUAACAGUUUGUUAUUUUAGGAACAAUUUUUUUUAUUAGCUUUCUUGUAGAGAGUUAAAUAAAAAAGAUACCAGUAUGAAGCUGAAAUCAGGAUUGUUAGCUUAACAUGGUAGCUGGAGACAGGGACACAGCUAGCCUGCCAGAUAAUAAAAUAUGUCUCCUAGCAACUCGAAAUGGUUGUUUUUACACUUUGGCCUUUGUACAGAUUUUAAAGAGAGAGAUGUAACAUUCAUUUGUAUAUUUUAGAGGUGCAUUUAAGUGGAUCUUUGGACAGGGCCAGUUUCCAGUCUUUGCACCAAGCUAAGCCACGAUAACUUGCCGCUGACUGUAGCUUCAUAUUUAUCAGAAAGACAGGAGAAUGCUAUCAGCUUUCUCAUCUAACUAGAACACAAAUAAAUAAAAAGGUGUCCCAAAAUGUUUUUCUUCUAGUGUGUAAGUUGCAGUAAAGGUGGAUUUUCUUACCAUUAUUUUACAUGUAAGUGCAUGAUUUCACUUUUAGCAGUUUGAUAAAUACAGGCUUUGACUUUACAUAAUUGACACAGUGAUAUUUCAGUGUUAAAAGAGUAAAUGAAGCACAUUGUUGGUCAGUAUUGUUAUUGUACAGAAGGCUCUGACAGUGAGUGUGUGUUUACUGAACAGAGACUCUUAGCAUAUCUAAUUUUUAGGGCGUGAGGCUGCAUCUCCCUGUAUGCUUUCUGAUAGGACUCCUCCAUGCUCAGCAACACAAACCGUAGCUGUUUGCUAUACAGCUGCUAGAUUGUUUUUCUUCAUUUUCUUUCCAUAUUUCAUUUUGGUUUUGAGCUUGUACAGUAAAUACGACCAGUUGCUUGUUCAAAAAGCCAAAAAUUACCAGUGUACACGUGGUUCUCUUGGGGUUUACUAUUAUAACUAUGUUCAUAGCUGUAUUGCACAUGCAUUGGUUGUUUCUGACUUCAGUUGUUUGAGUAAUGAAUAAAAGAAUUUAAUUCAGGGUUGUGAAUGA